Messenger RNA from Exophiala spinifera, 2784 nucleotides. RefSeq lists its product as uncharacterized. The transcript has a single exon. NCBI's taxonomy places the organism in Eukaryota, Fungi, Ascomycota, Eurotiomycetes, Chaetothyriales, Herpotrichiellaceae. Bases 1 to 2784 code for a protein of 927 amino acids. The record is from RefSeq and is a predicted model, not a curated record. Gene Ontology annotation, molecular function: protein binding.
AUGACAGAGUCCUCAUCCCUCCUCACCACGCAUCCAUCAACGAACCAUUAUCCGGUCACCGCCGCACCUUCUCUAGCCUCUCCCUUGCCUAAUGGCUCUCUGUCCGACACCAAUCUUCAAGAAGAGGAGGAAUACACCAUCAAAUGCAUAUGUAUAUAUGCCGACGAUGAUGGCAACACCGUCUAUUGCCCAAAAUGUGACACGUGGCAGCACAUUGAGUGCUACUACCAUGGCAAAAAGGUGCCAGAAGAACAUUUUUGUGCAGACUGCUUCCCCAGAGAUCUUGAUGCAAAGAAGGCCACCGACAGGCAAAGGCGGCGCAGAGAGGCUCUCGACGGCGGUGACCGGAAGGUCAAGAGACCUAGCUCCAAAACUCAAAAGAAAAAGCACAAAGACAGUAUCUCGGCGGCCGACCAGAUAAACGGAUGGCACUCCCAUGAUCGCAACGACUCAGUCGCCAACACAAAAGAAGGCCCUCCUGCCAAAAAGCCAAAAACAAAUCAUCGAACCACCGGUUCCGUUGUGUCGAUGAAUGGCGACUCCAGGAAACGCGCCGCCUCCAAUGUCCAGUCAUACCCGAGUCCUUCCAAAUCCCCUCAAGACCUCUUCCGUUUUCCCACCAUUCCCACAUACACCUCUGAGUUCCUGGAAUUAUAUGAACGCGACGAAGGCAACACGAAUGCAAGAGAUAACGAGCAAACCAUUCAAGCAGCCAACAAACUUUCCAUGUGGCGAACCGAGCCUUCCUUGGUGGUGAGUGCUCCUGGACAGCAACCGACAGCAAAAUCCCCCUUUGUACACCUCAACCACCCUCUGGAGCAGAGCGCGUUACCCCCUGUUACGGUCGAGACAAUCUCGAAGAAAGAGGCCGAGUUCGAGGGACGUUUUCCGACGUGGCGCUUCCUGCGCCUCCAAUCCUCGGUCAAGAAGGAUGACAUUGUAGGUGAAGUCCGUGGCCAAGUCGGCAUGCUAGAGGAGUACUGUCAACAGAAAUCAUCCUCGAAUCGAUGGCAGGAACUACGGCAUCCGGACCCCUUUGUGUUUUUUCACCCUCACAUGGACAUCUACAUCGACAGUAGGAAGUCGGGGACACAGUUUCGCUACAUUCGGAGGUCGUGCAAGCCCAACGUGACGCUCAAAACAUUUGUGUCUGACGAUGACGAAACACAUCACUGUUUCGUCGCCAGCAAAGACAUUCCGGCCGGAUCCGAGCUGACUACGACGUGGUUUCUGGACCAGGGCAUGUUUUCCGUGGAUGCUGUUCAGAACGACUCGGAGCAAGCUCAAAGUCGACGCCUUGACUGGGUUAGCCGAGUUCUUGCGAACUUUGGCGAUUGCGCGUGCGAUUCGAACCAGCCUUGUCUACUAGCCAACUUUGACCGAAGACUUCCCGCCAAGUCAAUCGACAUUGGGUCGAAGGAGAAAGGAGGGCGGAAGAAGAAAAGUAAGAGCAAACAUGCCGUUUCGCCUUUGAGCACUGGACAUGCAACCAACAGUCGUGCAGGAAGCGAACCCAAAUUACUCGACGAUGAAGACCAGUUUGAUCGACGCUCGACCUCCGAGUCUACUCCUAGUAACCCGCAAAGUCGAGAUAUUACACCCGUCAAUAUCGCCGCUCUGGACGCCGAUCCGGUUCUGGGCAAUGGACUUACAGCCCGAGAAUUGCGCAAGAUUCAAAUGGCCGAGCGGGCCUUCGCCCAAAAAGAGCAAGAGAGGAGAGAUCAAAGCGGGCAAGGGCAAUCUCGCAAGAAGAAGAGAACCAGUGGCGGGUCGAAUCUCAAUACCCCCGGGGUUGCCUCGUCGAAACAACUGGGAUCCAAUUCGCAACCUCCCACGCCCAGCGGUCACACUCUCAGCAGGUCUCAUGACCAGGCUUUCGGAUCACCGCCUCCAGGCAAAGGUGGCUUCAAACGUGCCAAGUCUUCGGAUACUGCAAGCAGAGCUGAAGUCAAGCCGGUGCGGCCUGUUUACGUUGAUGCUGCUGUCCAGACACAGAUUGAAGAAUGUGACAUAGUGGCGCCGUCACCCAAGAGAAGAAAGUUCUGUACCCCGACGCAGCGCUUACUGAGGAAAUUGCUGCAAGAUCGGGCGAAGCAUAAUGAACAAUCUCAGUCACCCCCAUCGCCUUGCUCUGCAUCUAUUUCUUCGCCACUGGCAUCAACUGGUAUCGGUGAGGACGUCGAAAUGAAGGACGUCGCAAUGGCGGGCGAGAUCACCUCGCCCCAGCGAUCGCCAACUGAUGUCAAGGCUAGUGGAAGCUCGGUCAAUGUGGGAACGACCACCUAUCCUCUUCCUUCUCAAGCGGCUCACACAUUGCCGCCGCUGAAGUCUCCAGGCCCCCCUCGGUUGCAUUUAUCUUCGCUGCCUCCCGUCCCAACUUUUCCUUCGAUUACCACUGGUGCUUCAGCGUCAACCACCGCGACAAUGACUCCGGGGUCUUCGACAGUCCUGGCACAGUCGCCUUUAGCGCUGACGUCUUCCAGCCCAUUCGCGAUAACACCUGGUGCCGUAAUUACCCCAAGCCCAGCUAGGAAGAAGCUGAGCCUAGGGGACUAUUUAAGUCGGCGAGCGGCGUCCUCAUCUUCUGUCGACAAGCUGCAGCCGGAGGUAGGUGCAACUACCCCGGCUGAGCAGGGCAACUCUUCCCCGACCGCUGAUCUAGCAAAGGGCACCGAAGGAGUUCGGACGAAUUCGCCCAAUGGGUUCAAGGAAGAAGGAGAAGAGAAGGAAUACAGUCCUCCAGAAGCCGUUCCACCAGUUGGGGUAAAAUCCGAACAAGGUUGA